Panicum hallii is the source of this 888-nucleotide messenger RNA. Its product is annotated as CCR4-NOT transcription complex subunit 7-like. The record is from RefSeq and is a predicted model, not a curated record. Gene Ontology annotation, cellular component: CCR4-NOT complex; P-body; CCR4-NOT core complex. The transcript has 3 exons. Gene Ontology annotation, molecular function: nucleic acid binding; poly(A)-specific ribonuclease activity. The coding region runs from base 1 to 888 and encodes 295 amino acids. Lineage: Eukaryota; Viridiplantae; Streptophyta; Magnoliopsida; Poales; Poaceae.
AUGCUCGAAGCCUCCACAUCGUACCAACGAGCAUACUCAAGAGUCUCUUCAUCAGGGAUGAUUGUGCCCACCUUGUUCGGCGACUGCUCGGCUGUGCAUGAUGUCUGGGCCGAGACAGCUCAGGACGCAUUUGUAGAUAUUACCGCACUUCUGCAUAGAGAUUCUGAAGUGGACUACAUGAUCGGGAUUGAUUUAGAGUUUGCAAUUCCCGACGGCGUGGUCUCUCUGGGUAGGGAGCCACCAUCAGCCAACGUACACUACGAAGAGCUAUGUAAGACGGUCAAUGGUGGCAAUCUGGUCCAAGUUGGUUUUGCCGCCGCGGAUGCAAAUUUCAAUGUCUUAGGUGUCUGGCAGUUUAACCUUCAGUUUCAGAGUGCAUGGCGUGCGCCGUGGCACGCUGGCGUCGCCUUCCUCCGGGACGAAGCCAAGCUGAAUCUGGAGGAGCAUGCUAGCCACGGGAUACCCGCAGCCCAGUUUAUUGAUUGGCUCGCGAGCUCUGCAAUGAUCAGGAACCCAAAAAUCACUUGGAUUAGCUUUAUGGGAUACCCCGACUUCGGGUUCCUAAUUCGGCUGCUAACAAGGCAAGAGGCUUUGCCCGUAGACCGUGUGCAGUUUCUCAAUCUUUUCUGGGAGCUCUUCCCACGGUCAUUCGACGUGCGAGUGUUCACCAAGCUUGGGCGCUGCCGGAAGGAGGUCAUCCAUGGUGGACUGGCCACGGUAUGCAAGACGCUACAGGUGGAACGAGUCGGGGAUGCCCAUCAUGCUGGGUCCGAUGCACUAUUAGCUGUUCGAUGCUUCCAUAAGAUGAUGACAGACAGUUCUGAUUUCGUGACACAGAUCCCGAGUCCUGUAAAGACUCACAUUACUGACCUGUGGGUGCCAAAUUAG